AUGGCAACAACUCCAAUCAAAAUCAUCUCAUAUUCAAUACUACUUUUCAUAACCAUCAGCAUAGCUAAUGGUAAAGUUCAACCACCUCAAUCAACCUUGGUGUUCUACCUACAAGAUGUCAGAAAAGGACCUAAGGCAACCGUUUCACCGAUUAUAGGCAUCAAUGGCAAGGUUUGGUCGUAUAACACAUUUGGAACAAUAUUGGUUGUUGAUGAUCCUAUUACGAUAAGUCCUAGCUCAUAUUCAACUCAAAUUGGACGGGCUCAAGGAAUAAUUACGGUAACUUCUCAAGAUGGUACAAAUGUGAACAUAGUUUUGUCACUUGUGUUUAACAAUGCGCAAUACACUAGUAGCACUUUGGAAAUUCAAGGUACAAGUUGUCAGCGUGAUAAUUUAAGAGAGCUUGGUGUUGUUUCUGGAACAGGAAGGUUUCGAUUCGCAAGGGGAUUUGCUGUGUUUGAAACUAUAUCUACCUAUAGUCAAUCUGUUAUUAGGUUGAAUGUAACCUUGGCAAUACCUUAAAA
Molecule: messenger RNA, 524 nt
Organism: Vicia villosa (hairy vetch)
Lineage: Eukaryota; Viridiplantae; Streptophyta; Magnoliopsida; Fabales; Fabaceae
Product: pterocarpan synthase 1-like
Exons: 1
Coding region: 1-522 (173 amino acids)
Source: RefSeq, a predicted model, not a curated record